Messenger RNA from Ceratina calcarata, 1720 nucleotides. Its product is annotated as BTB/POZ domain-containing protein KCTD9. The record is from RefSeq and is a predicted model, not a curated record. The transcript has 7 exons. Lineage: Eukaryota; Metazoa; Arthropoda; Insecta; Hymenoptera; Apidae. The coding region runs from base 1 to 1185 and encodes 394 amino acids. Gene Ontology annotation, molecular function: protein binding. Gene Ontology annotation, biological process: intracellular signal transduction; protein homooligomerization.
AUGCAGAGAGUAACACUUUUUGUCAAUGGAACAAACGUUUCAAAUGGCAAGGUAUUUAUGGUACCUAAAUCAAUUGACGAACUCCUAACAGCAGCCAGUUCAAAAUUUAAUAUCACUGCCAAAAGACUAUUUAAUGCUCAAGGAGGAGAAAUUGAUGAUAUUAAUUUAGUUCGGGAUGAUGAUGUUUUGUAUGUUUCAUGUGGAGAAGACUUCAUUCCAAAAAAUAAGCUCUGCAGUCAUAAUCAAUUAAACACAUUUUCAGAAUGGAUCACAUUAAAUGUUGGUGGGAAAUAUUUUACCACAACGAGAGAUACGUUGACAAAAAAGGAACCAAUGAGCAUGUUGGCCAGAAUGUUUACAGACGCUACAGGCACGGAACAGAGAAUCUUACCUAGCAGACAAGACAAAAAUGGUGCAUUUUUGAUUGAUAGAAGUCCUAUGUAUUUUGAGCCGUUGUUGAAUUAUUUAAGACUCGGACAAAUGAUACUUGAUGCCAAUGUCAAUACAGCGGGUGUUUUGGCUGAAGCACGGUUUUAUGGAAUAGAGGGUGCCAUUGAUAUAUUGACCGCUAUGGCAGAAGAAGACGAACUGCAAAGGAAUGGUUUGGUGUCUCUUACACGAAAGGAUGUACUUAAAGCGAUUAUGUCGACAUCAGCAACUUCGAAACUCAGAUUUCAAGGCGUCAAUUUCGUCGGCGCAGACUUGUCGAAGUUAGAUCUUAGGAAUAUCAAUUUUAAGUACGCAAUUAUGCGCGGCUGCAGCUUGGCAGGAUCAAAUUUAUCUGAUUGUUGCUUCGAACGAGCAGAUCUGUCUCAUGCAAAUUUACAAGGCGCUCAAUUAAUUCGUGUCAGAAUGCUGUGUGCUAAUUUAGCCGCUGCCAAUCUUCAUUCGUGUAAUUUCGAGGACCCCUCAGGUGUACCCGCUAAUAUGGAAGGUGUCAAUCUCAAAGGUGCCAACCUCGAGGGCAGUAUCAUGGCUGCCGUAAAUCUUAGAGUAGCAACGUUAAAAAAUGCUAUUUUAAGAAACUGUAUUCUUAGGUCAGCAGUUUUAGCCGGUGCGGAUUUAGAGUGCUGUGACUUAUCGGGAUCCGAUUUGCAAGAGGCGAAUUUACGCGGCGCCAACUUUAAGGACACUGCGUUCGAUUUGAUGUUAACGCCAUUACAUAUGUCUCAAACGAUACGAUGAACACGGCUUAACUUCUGUGAUGUAGAAAUUUAUUUUAUGAUAUUUUGAUAGACUUAUAAUGUUUUUAAGUCUUUACGCCUAAUUUUUGUUAAACUGCGUGUGCAAAUUAUUUUUGCAUUAGAAACAUACGGCUUAAUGAAUAUGCAACUUCCGCUUUUUAAAUUAAAAACGAGUUAUGAUUUGUUAAAAUAAUUAACGUAUAACAUUUCGAGCAUCGAUUUACUUUAAGUACAGUUUCGUGUUUCAUUUUUCGUAUGCGUCUGUUCUGAAGAAACGCGUAGUAAUGCGGUGAACUAGUACUUCUUUAGUUUUGCACAAUUUUUAUUUAAUGCAACCAUGUGCGUUAAUGUAUCAGUGUAAAUCAGACGUAAAAUACUUGUAUGGGAAGUACGUUUGAAUUAGGGAAAGUAUAUUCCUGUUAUGUAAUAUACGUACUAACAUCUGUAUUUAAAAUUGUGAUUGAGAUGCGGCAGAUGUAUGUAAAUUGUAUGAUUGUACAAUAAAUAUUUAAGUUAUUUAUAGUGUUUUAUCGAAA